UUCCGGAAGCCUCACUGCCACCGCGAGCGCGAGCGCGAGACGGCCCAUGGCUCCGCCGGCGCCGUUCCUCUACGCCCGCAGCUCCGGCGACGGCACGAGCCAGGACGCGGCCCUGCGGGCGGCCUUGGAGGGCGACCUCCAGCGUCUCAGAGGUACUGUAAAGAGUCUUGUCGACCCAAGGGUGGUCUUCUCUUUCGAAAUGGGUGACCUUGGUGUGCUGCACCUCGCAGCCGGCAGAGGGCAUCUUGAAGUUUGCAAGUACUUGGUGGAGGAACUGGGGGGAGACGUGAAUGCUCCUGCUCCUGGAGUUGGAGACUUUGCAGGUGUGACACCCUUUAUGACAUCUGCUCAGUCCGGCGAUGUUUUGACCGUGAAGUAUUUGCUUGAUUGUGGUGGUGAUGUAACUAAAGCAGAUAGUAAAGGACGCACAGUUCUCCACCAUGCGGCAUGCAAAGGAGUACCUGUUGACAUAGACUGUGGCCGUGGUACACCACUCCAUCAAGCUGCUACCAAUGAAAAGGAUAAAACAGUGAAGAUUUUGUUGGAACACCAUGCAGAUCCUAAUACCACUGUAACCGGUUUGGGUACUGCCCUGAUGGGUGCUCUUUUGUACCGUUCAUUGAAAUGCAUGAAGCUGCUGAUUAAGGGUGGUGCUGAUGUCAAUCGAAGGAACUCCCUUCUGGUUACUCCGUUGGUGUUCGCUACAGGGCACAAAGGCUAUACCAACUUUGUGCAGUUUCUGUUAAAGGCAGGAGCGGAUCCUAAUAUUCCCGAUGCUUAUGGUAGGUUACCAGUAGAGCAUGCUGCGAGACAUGACUGCAGGGAAGAAGUUGAAAUGCUGUUUCCUUUGACUUCCCCAAUUCCAACUAUCCCAAACUGGAGUAUAGAUGGAAUCAUCUCGCAUGCAAAAUCUGAAAGUGCAAAGCCACUGGUCCAAAGCCACCUUGAACGAACAAAAGCUAUAAUGAAGUCACAGGCAGAUCAUGCAUUCAGGCUGAAGGACUAUAAGUUAGCAUCAAAAGCAUAUGGUGUGGCAAUAGGUGCUGCACCGAGUGCAACAUUGUACGCGAACAGGAGUCUUUGUAAACUGCUGUUGGGUGAUGGUGAAGGUGCUCUGUCAGAUGCUCUCAGAUGCAGAAUGCUGCGACCUAACUGGGCAAAAGCUUGCUACCGUCAGGCUGCAGCUCACAUGCUACUAAAAGAGUAUAAACAAGCUUGUGAUGCUCUCCUGGACGCUAAAAAAUUAGAUCCUGGAAACACAGAGGUUGAGAGAGAGCUACGGAAGGCCAGGGAAUUAAUGAAAGCUCCUGGUGAAGCUGACAAGUGAAGCAUGGUGUUUAGCGUUAGAGUAGACCUUAUGCUUUAUGCUUUCUCAGGGGAAUGUUCUUUUGGAUUCCGUUAGAGUAGUUGGUCAACUGAAUCUGAUGGUACUUAUGCGAGUAGAAGACCGGGUUGCUGUAAAACUUGCUGACUUGCGUAGAAAUGAGAUUAAUCAGGAAGCAGGGCGCUGAAAUGCUGAUGGGCCUUUACCACUUGAGUUAAUUACAUUACAAGGUUGACUGAAUC
Triticum dicoccoides is the source of this 1566-nucleotide messenger RNA. Its product is annotated as ankyrin-1-like. Bases 47 to 1327 code for a protein of 426 amino acids. Gene Ontology annotation, molecular function: protein binding. The transcript is spliced from 12 exons. The record is from RefSeq and is a predicted model, not a curated record. Lineage: Eukaryota; Viridiplantae; Streptophyta; Magnoliopsida; Poales; Poaceae.